This is a messenger RNA of Cylicocyclus nassatus, 414 nucleotides long. Lineage: Eukaryota; Metazoa; Nematoda; Chromadorea; Rhabditida; Strongylidae. The record is from the annotation of a GenBank genome assembly.
AUGAAUACUCUACUAUUCCUGUUUUUGUGUGCAACAAUCUUCACAAUAUGCAAUUGUCGCAGAGUGAAAAGAAAUACGCAGCAACCAGCUUUGAAAGAAGGCGGCGAAAAGAAAUAUUCCAAGACAUGCUAUAGCAUUCACUUUCCGGCAAACGAUACUUACGACGUUGUGCUCUACAGAACAAUGCUCGGAAAUGAAGCGAAUCAGGUUGUCGCUGGAAGUGUUACAAAGCUAAUAGACGUCUUGGAGAAGAAGAAAUGUGGAGACGAUGUAAAAGGAAAUUAUUACGUCGAAGGUAAUUUCAAUGAUGUAAAUGCGACAUUUACGAUCACAGAAUGCAACAAGGUUGGCAGCAAUUUAACGGAAGCUCGAUGCCAACCAGUAUCAAAUGUGCCUGAGCAGAACAAGCCUUGA